Paramisgurnus dabryanus is the source of this 2759-nucleotide messenger RNA. Lineage: Eukaryota; Metazoa; Chordata; Actinopteri; Cypriniformes; Cobitidae. The record is from RefSeq and is a predicted model, not a curated record.
GUCAAAUUUACCAGCUUAUUUAAUUGUUAUUGCUUAAUUUGAAUAUGCCAGAUGUGUUCUGCAUAACAAAUCUAAGCAGUUUGCAGCUCACAUGGACACCAACACUGAUAGGAUGGCAGACAGGUCUAAAGAGGUGAAAUCAAAAUCUUCAUCUCCUAAAAAGGAUAAAAGCACCCCAGCCUCUUUGUCUGAGCUCUGUGAACAGCUAACAGAGAGAAUAAGCCAGAUAUCACAGCUUUACACCAUCUCCCAUGAAGACCAACAGGCUCUGACAACCGUAUUGACCGGUGAGCUGGGUCUGAUCUGGCAGGACCUGAAAAUCCCGUCUGUCGACACCACGCUGACCAAUGAGGAGAACCUGCAGCUGCGCUGUCAGACCUUCAGCGAGGUUCUGCACAUCUGCGAGCAGCUGAUUCUACACUAUCUGCUCUCAAUGGACACUUUCAGGAAGCGUGGGGUCUUUACCGACUAUGCCAACCGAAGCAGACUGGUGGCUCAGAUGGCAUCAGACUGUACCAACCUCUUAAAUGUUCGCUCCAUUAGAUGUAGGAUUGUUUCGGGAAUUAAAGCUGCGAGGCGACUCAACCCAUCAUCUGAAGAGGAACAAAAGGGGGCGCUACAGAGGAACACGUCCACUAGGCAAUAUAAACAUGAUCUGCACUUUAAACAAUGGGAAAAGACUGAUGAUCUAAAGGAGAUUGAGGAGAACAUUGGAGAGCUGGAUCUGCAGUGUGUGUAUGAUCUCCUGCCCCGGCACGAAGACGCCAUCCCCUUCAAGAUAGAUCCAAAAUGUUCAACAGUCAGCUUGCCUCCCAGUAUACAGAAACAAGACAAGGAUGAGAAUCCCCAUCAAAACCGAUUUGUCAGAAUUAAGGGAUGUCAUUCCAUGCCAGACUUAUCCAGGGAGACACUUUUGAAGGAGCUGGAGAUAGCACCACUCUCCCGGUCUGCAUCCUUGCUGGUCCUUCUGUUUACUGAGUCCAUCCUGAAGGAUCACAUCAACCCCAGAGAGGACUUAAAGAGGUUAUUGGAAGAUUAUGACGAUGACUCCAGUUGUGAGACAGAUCUGCCACCGCUUAUCAAGGCCCACUGCAGCUAUGAUUCCAGCAGGCUCCAAAAGCUAAAAGAAAGACUACAGAAAAUGGAGGAAGAGGAGGAGAAGAAGAAGCACAAAGCUCCUUCAAAGAAACCUCAGCACCCACAAGGAGACGUGGUAAAAAUGGUGGCGUCACCUCGAACCAUCGUUCACAUGGCAACAGCCAGGAUGUCAGACCGAGUUCUUCUAGAAAACAUCAAACUCAACAUGUACCCACCAGAGAUCGACUCUGCGUUCCUUGCUCCAAUGGAUCAGAACUUGGUCGAAGAGAAAAUAGAAAUGAGGAAAGUCUAUGAGGAACUAUCCAAAAGUAUUUCAACAAAGUAUUUCAGCUUUGAUGAGAAUACAGUUGUGAUCAUGUUAGUGUACAUAAAAUCUAUGUAUAUGCUUUUGUGGCUAAAUGUCUACAUUAGUAGGGAAUGUUUAAGUAUCUUUUUGUCUGGUAAGGACCCCGGGAUUGAACCCAUCCCAACUAAUGCUGCGUGCUGCCUGAACAGAAGCAAUAAUAAAAACCUGUUUAACCCCUCAUUAAUAAGGCCCAACCCAUACAGCAUAUCUCACAGAGAGAGAAUGGAGAGGGCAUCAAACAGGAAGAGGCCUGUGGAUGAGACCACACGAGCAUAUAGAGCCUGGUUUAACUGGUGGAAGUGCCAACUAUCAGUAGAUGAUUACCUUAACUACAUUUCCAACCAGGACUCUGAUUAUCUAUCAGUGAUGUUUCACCUUUAUGACAGCGAGGAUGAGGAGGAAGAGAGACAGAAGCUGGCACAGAAGCAGAAAAAGGAGAGGAGAAGGAGGCAGCAAGAAAGGAUUAAUUUACUGAGGAAAGUGAAGCAGGAAUAUGUUCCUGGAUUCUGGAAUGUCAACACCAUACAGAUGGGAGGAUUGGGAAAAGAUCCAAAACUGGAAGAGACUAAUCCAGAUGAGAAAACACAGGAUGUGUCUGAGGGAGAGAGCAUGUGUUUUGGAGAGAUGGAUGGAGAACAGGUUCAGGCCAGGCUGAAGAAAGUCUGGAACGCUCUCCAUCUUCCAGAGGGACAGAGGUUAGACAUGGCCAUCAAAUACAGCACCUAUGAGUACAGGGACCAUCUGCCGGAGGCGAUCGAUGCAUGGGAGCAGGCUGCUCGGUUGAUCCAGCAGAGGGAGCUUUUGUUGUCUAGGUUGGAGGAUUUCGAAAGGGAGGCAUCUGACCCCUGCAGAUUUUUCCAGCAAGGUUAUCACGGUUCAUCUAUUGCUCGAAUGGAGGAGGCAAGUCGCCGGGAAAAGCUUAGCUCACAAAUUUCAGCUGUUGAUAAAGAAUUGUCCAAGACUAUUGGCCACAUCACAACCCAUUUUAAUGACAGCAUCACCUACAAGGGUCGACCGUACAAGGAUAAAAUGCGCUGGGAUCGUAUCGAGAUGCUGUACUGGUUGCAACAGGAGAGGAGGGUUCAUUCACUGGAGAGGUUUGCACAGGGACAGACAGCUGUACCUGGGAAGUUGCCUCCUCUAAACCACAACCAGGAACUUUACUCUUUUAACCAUGAAACUUUGCAGGACUGUAUUCGACAAUCUCAAUCAAGAGAGAUGAGAGAUACAGCCAAUUACAACAAUACCUGAAACUCUUAUACCCAUGUACAUGUGAAAAGACAAGCAAAUAAAACAAGAUUUAUGUUUUUUUAUA